AUGGCUGUCCAAGCAAGUCUGACCGACCAGCAGGCUAUGAAGGCUGAGCUCUACGGUAUCGACAUCACCUUCACAGUUCUUGCAGUCGCAUCUGUAGCCCUUAGAUUCUGGGCUCGACACCAUUCCGAGGCGAAAUGUGGAUGGGACGAUUGGCUUGUGCUUGUCUCGAUGUUCCUCGUGUUCAUCAACUUCGCCUUGAACGCCGUCAUGAUCGAGCACGGUCUGGGUCUACAGGCAGCAGACGUCCCUCUAGAGUCUCUGUUUACGAUUGGGAAGGCCAUAUACGGUGAUGAGAUCGUGUACGUGGUUGCUUUGGCUACGAUCAAGGUUGCCAUUCUGGUCAUGUACUGCCGAGUCUUCGUUUUGAGGUCAUUCAAGAUUGCGGCAUGGAUCUUGAGCACGAUCACUGUCGUCUGGUCGUUGAUGUUCAUCUUUAUCUGUGUCUUUCAAUGUAGUCCAAUCCCAAGAGCAUGGAACCUCACCAUUCCGGGCAAGUGCUUGAACCUCCGGGCAGUGUUUAUUGGAAAUGCUGUCCCGAACAUUGUUACAGAUGCCAUCAUAUUGUGUAUGCCACUGUACCAUGUAUGGAAGCUUCAUGUUAGGCUUGCUCAACGUUUGGCAUUGACUGGCAUCUUCCUACUUGGAGCAUUCGUUAUCGUGGCCAGCAUAUACCGCUUCACUACAGUACUCCAACUCAAUCCGAUGAACCUUUCCUAUACACUAAAGACCCCAACGACAUGGUCUCACGUCGAAGUAUCAGUCGCCCUCAUCAGCGCAUGCCUACCUACAAUGCGCCCUCUCCUCGUCAAGUUCCUGCGACUCGUCGGCGUUCAAGGAAGCACAAACGAGGGAAGCGCACAGAGUGCAGGACGUGCCACUAUAGGUACAUCCAAACCAAACAAAAGAAGGAUGCCUACAAGCAAGUUGGAAUUCUCCGUCCUCGAAGAAGGUCGCGAUGAGUGGCCGGAAGCAAAGCGUACCUCGACCGACGAGGUCCCACUGAACGGCAUUCAGGUUCGGAGGAGCUAUGAGCAGAUAAUCGUUGAAGUACCGAAGAACGAUGGCUGGAAUGACAAUCCACCGAAAUCUGAGGCCUGGUAUCCCGGGAGGUAA
This is a messenger RNA of Lithohypha guttulata, 1113 nucleotides long. RefSeq lists its product as uncharacterized. The transcript is spliced from 5 exons. The record is from RefSeq and is a predicted model, not a curated record. Bases 1 to 1113 code for a protein of 370 amino acids. NCBI's taxonomy places the organism in Eukaryota, Fungi, Ascomycota, Eurotiomycetes, Chaetothyriales, Trichomeriaceae.